Molecule: messenger RNA, 1128 nt
Organism: Condylura cristata (star-nosed mole)
Lineage: Eukaryota; Metazoa; Chordata; Mammalia; Eulipotyphla; Talpidae
Gene: IFT20
Product: intraflagellar transport 20
Exons: 7
Coding region: 370-846 (158 amino acids)
Biological process (GO): protein localization to cilium; intraciliary transport; centrosome localization
Cellular component (GO): centrosome; intraciliary transport particle B; cilium
Source: RefSeq, a predicted model, not a curated record
AACAGAUUUUGUAGCCGUGGCAGCGGCUGAGAGUGCCAGGCUGGGCGCGGGCAGUGGCUGAUCCCGGAGCAGCGGUGUGUCGACUUCUGCCUGUGCCACGGCGAGCUGCGGCUCCGGGGCCGCCAGGCAGAUAGGCUCUGUCAGUGACUUCAGGCUGUAGCCCAUGCUGUUUCCUCUGCUUGGAAUGCCUUUCCCUGGCCUCCUUACUUGCUAAACUCUGUGCUCCUCCAGGGCUUGCACCAUGUUGCACUCAUCCUUGUACCCCCAGCAUCUAGUGCUGGCAUGUAGUAGGCACUCCAGAAAUGUGUGUUGAGUGAACGAUGCCUCUGACAAGCAACUGGACUUUAUUCUUUCCUGACCCUUGCUCCUAUGACACACCUCCUCCUGGCUGCCACUGUCACCCCUUCAGAACAGGACUUCUCUAGGGAAGCUGGAAGGGACACAGCUAUGGCCAAGGAUAUCCUGGGUGAAGCAGGGCUGCACUUUGAUGAGCUCAACAAACUACGGGUAUUGGAUCCAGAGGUUACCCAGCAGACUAUAGAGCUCAAGGAAGAAUGCAAGGACUUUGUGGACAAAAUCGGCCAGUUUCAGAAAAUAGUUGGUGGUCUAAUUGAGCUUGUUGACCAACUUGCGAAAGAAGCAGAAAAUGAGAAGAUGAAGGCCAUUGGUGCACGGAACUUGCUCAAAUCUAUAGCAAAGCAGAGAGAAGCCCAGCAGCAGCAACUCCAGGCACUAAUAGCAGAAAAGAAAAUGCAACUUGAGAGGUAUCGGGUUGAAUAUGAAGCUUUGUGUAAAGUAGAAGCAGAACAAAAUGAAUUUAUUGACCAAUUUAUUUUUCAGAAAUGAACUGAAAUUUUUAUAGGAGGGCAAAAAAAAAAAAAAAAAAUCAAAAACCAAAACACCUCUGUACCAUUCCAGUGACUUAAUGACCCAAGUAUGUCGUGUGAGAUGAUUUGUAAUGAGUGCAGCUCUCUGAAGGCAAUAAAACAAAUCUGGGGGAGCUUGUUUCAGAUGUCAGUGCAUCUCUGCUGGUGAACACCCACUGGCCCUGCUGAUCCAGGUCCUCACCUCAUGUUCUUAGUCUGAACUGAGCUAUCUGUAAGCUUUUUUUUUUUUUUUUGGUAAAUU